Molecule: messenger RNA, 757 nt
Organism: Chroicocephalus ridibundus (black-headed gull)
Lineage: Eukaryota; Metazoa; Chordata; Aves; Charadriiformes; Laridae
Gene: PPP1R11
Product: protein phosphatase 1 regulatory inhibitor subunit 11
Exons: 3
Coding region: 30-722 (230 amino acids)
Cellular component (GO): nucleus
Molecular function (GO): protein serine/threonine phosphatase inhibitor activity; protein phosphatase 1 binding
Source: RefSeq, a predicted model, not a curated record
CCCAGCCUUUGCCCCGCUGAGCUCCGCGCAUGCGCGCUGCGCACCCACGCCGUACGGCGGAAGUGCGUCCGCGUCGGGGGAACGCUUUGUGCGGAGGACCGACCGGAAGUGCUCCCUCCGCUAACCGGAAGUGGAGGCGGGGGGACGGCGGUGGGCGCUGCACCGGGGCGGUGGCGGCGGCGAGAGCUGCCCGGCCCGGCCCGGCCCUUUCCGCCCCCCGCCCCCUUCUUCCCCGCAACGGGGCCUCGGCACCGACCGGGACCCCCCGCACCCGCCUCGGGGCAGCCCUCCGCCCGCGUGAAACCAUGGCGGAGGCGGCGGACAGCGGCGGCUGCGGCACCGCCACCGUCACCGAGACCGGCGGCGCCGAACCGGAGAACCGCAGCCUGACCCUGAAGCUGCGCAAGCGGAAGCCGGACAAGAAAGUGGAGUGGUCGAGUGACACCGUGGACAACGAGCACCUGGGCCGUCGCUCCUCCAAGUGCUGCUGUAUCUACGAGAAGCCGCGGGCGUUCGGGGAGAGCUCGACGGAGAGCGAGGAGGAGGAGGAAGAGGAGGAGGAAGAGGGGGGAACGCGGGGAGGGGACGAAGGCUGCGGGCACCUCCACUGCGUGCGGGGACAUAAAAGGGGACGGGGACGGCGGCGAGGGGGGGGGACAGCUGCGGGGGGGGCAACACCGGGGGGGCCCCAAGCGCUGCCCCCGGCCCCGAUGGAGCACUGAGGAACCCCCUAUGGAGGCUCUCGCUCCCCCCCCCC